AAGCGUUUAAGCCUACAGGGGAACUGCAUUUCUGAAAUACCGUUCAUGCAACUGGUGGGUUAUUCCAAACCUGUGCAGACUGCCACUGAAGAAGAGGCGGAAGAGGCACUCGCUCACUCGGAGCCUUCCGAUCAGUAUUUGACAAGAAUCUCAGAGAACCGCAAAGAAUCCAGUUUACCUCUUCCAGCGCUGCAGUACCUCAAUCUAGCUGACAACAAGGUUGCUAAGGAGGAAGCACUGAUGGCUGCCACUCUUUUCCCGAUGCUUCGUGAAAUUGAUAUUCAGUUCAACCCCAUAACCACGCGGAGGAGAGGAGACCCUCCCUUGCUGGCCUACAUGCAGGAGAGACUUGGAAUAACAAUAAAGCAGAAGAAAACACAGGAGGUUGUGAAGCGCCCGCUGAAAGUGUCCAAUGAACCAAAAUGGAGGGUGGAUGAAAAAAUGCCAAAGGUGUCAAAGAAGCUAUUACUGCUGAAUCCACAAAGCCAGGCUGGCAAAAAUGAAGGCAAGAGCAGCAGAAACCACACCUUCCAUGAAAAAAGAAACCCCUUCUUUCUUACUCAGGCAGCAGAUGGACCUGAGUUUGAAUUUGGUCUUCUUCCUGAAGACAAAGAAACUGCAGACAGCAAGGAGAGAAACAUUUCCAAUCCCGAGCAGUUUGAUUUCUUGAUGGAUGUCGAACCGAACCCUCGUGUGCUCAAGCUUAAUGGAAUUCAAACAGCUGUUCGGAUGCUGGAGCACACACUGAAGAAUCUCAAUGUUUACAGGGACUCGAAACCAAAGCUCGACAGCAUCCAGACGCCAUACAGGGAGCGAGAGAAAAGGAUUAAGGAGCUGCCACCUCUGAAACCUGUGAAGCAGCUGACUGAAAGGGUAGAUGACAUGAUCCAAGAAAUCAGAGAGAGUAAAACAGUAAAAGUGGUCCCUUUAGCCACUGCCCUACACAGCAGAAGUGUCAGUAAGCAAGAAUAUAAGGAAGCUCUCUCGCUGAUGAGGGACAUGAAAAGAACAUAUAAGAUGGUCCACGCGAAAACAAUGGAGCAAGAAGCCGCCAUCAAGUCUGACAGAGACUCUGACCAAAUCUGAGCUGAAUCUCCAUCUGUUUAAAAGUCACGUCCAAAUAAUUAGCCGAGCAGAUUUUCUUUGGCUUGAAAUGUUUUCUUUACAGAAAUAAGUAAAUGGAGCAAUUUUUUCCUCAACUAUCAGCUCUGGAGUUGAAGUGCAGAGUUCACAAAGCUCAAGCAGAUGCAAGGGUGUCUAAUUGUAACUAAAAAAGUGUGCCACUGUCUGCUCCCCGUAAGCCUGACGGUUCUGAGCAGCUGUGCCGCCACGGCUGUGACCAGAAUCCGUCCAGGAUGAAUGCAUUGUAUUCAUUAGGAGUUUAUCAGUUGUGAAAACAGAAAGUAGAGAGAGCUUUUUCUCUUUUUUUUUGUUUUGGGUGAGGAGAGGUGUUUUAAACUGUUUGUGCACAUUUGUAUGCAAACACCCUGUUCUGUAGAAGGAACACUGAGGUGGAUUUACAGUGCAACAAAGUCCACAUCAAGCCCUGCUCUAACUGUAAAACUGUGUGCAUUACUGCUCUUAUUUUAUAGCUUGGAAAAAUUUUAUAGCACAAAAUGAUUUUUUUCUUAGCAGCCAGCAUGUUGUUUUACCAGCUGUAUUUGAAAAUGUUGUACACCCUCUAAUGGUUCCCAAUCAGCUAUUCUCCAUGUGCAUCACCCUCUCACUCACCUUUUAUAUGAGAUUUUCAAAAAUGAUUAUUUGGCUGAUUAUUAUCUUUUCGUAACUUUGAACAGACUUCUGCAGUGCAGUGGUAGUUGUUUGUUUUCGUUGCUCAUUCCCUUUUUGAUUUCAUGGUCUUGUCCAUCAUAUGAUUUUGAUUAUUUGUCUCGAGUGCAGCGUGCAGAUGUGGAAUGCAUGUUCAGCCCCUGUGGAAUAAAUCACUUGGCACUCUGAA
Messenger RNA from Oreochromis niloticus (Nile tilapia), 1957 nucleotides. RefSeq names its product X-ray radiation resistance-associated protein 1. The transcript is spliced from 10 exons. NCBI's taxonomy places the organism in Eukaryota, Metazoa, Chordata, Actinopteri, Cichliformes, Cichlidae. The coding region runs from base 46 to 1086 and encodes 346 amino acids. Gene Ontology annotation, cellular component: nucleus. The record is from RefSeq and is a predicted model, not a curated record.